This is a messenger RNA of Drosophila erecta, 1004 nucleotides long. RefSeq names its product trypsin eta (gene kappaTry). NCBI's taxonomy places the organism in Eukaryota, Metazoa, Arthropoda, Insecta, Diptera, Drosophilidae. The coding region runs from base 14 to 886 and encodes 290 amino acids. Gene Ontology annotation, biological process: proteolysis. Gene Ontology annotation, molecular function: serine-type endopeptidase activity. The transcript has a single exon. The record is from RefSeq and is a predicted model, not a curated record.
UAGGUCAAUCAGUAUGCUCAUGGAACGUCAAAACUUGCCACCCGCAAUCAGUUCGAUUGGAACCUCCCAUCCGUGCGAAUCGAUGGCAGGUGCUAUGUACUUCCCGCUACUGCUGUUGGCCAUUGGCUGCUCCUGCAUUCCAACCAUUGCCGGUCAACCGGAGGGCAGGAUUAUUGAUGGCACUACGGUGGACAUAGCCCGUCAUCCAUAUAUUGCCUCACUUCGCUAUCGCCGGGAUGAGGAGUCCAGCUACAAGCACGAGUGUGCCGGUGUCAUCAUCUCGGAGCAUGCCUUGGUCACCAGUGCUCAGUGCCUCCAUGGCUUGCCCGCGGAAACCAAGCUUCAGGCUGUGCUCGGCGCAAACACGCGCAACGGAACCGAUGGAUUUAUUUACCCAGUGGCCAAUUGGACCCAUCAUCCGAACUACGAUCCCGUGACAGUUGACAACGAUGUAGGCGUCCUCCUGCUGGACACAGCCCUAAACCUCACGCAAUUCGGAAUAAGCUCGAUUGGUAUCCGCCCGGAGCGCCCUGCAGUGGGUAGACUGGCCACCGUUGCCGGAUGGGGCUACCGGGAGGAGUGGGGCCCCUCCAGCUACAACCUGGAGCAGGCCCAAGUUCCGGUGGUGAGCUCGGAGCAGUGCUCUGCCAUCUACGGCGCUGGUGAGAUCACCGAGCGGAUGAUCUGUGCGGGAUAUGUAGCUGAAGGAGGCAGUGACGCCUGCCAAGGGGACACCGGCGGACCCCUGGUUAUCGAUGGGCAGCUGGUGGGUCUGGUGUCCUGGGGACGUGGAUGCGGCCGACCCAACUACCCCACCGUCUACUGCCACGUGGGCAGCUUUGCCGAUUGGAUCGAGGAAACUAUUGCAGCUGCUGGAGCGCAAUAAACAUAGGCAUUUUCACGGCUAUCGAUACGCUAUCUUCAAGUGGUUAUUGCCCGGAUAAAGCUACCUAAUUUAAUAAUAAAACCUUAAUCAAACAAACAGCGUACCACGUUAUCGCCUG